Cyprinodon variegatus (sheepshead minnow) is the source of this 2192-nucleotide messenger RNA. RefSeq names its product potassium channel, two pore domain subfamily K, member 3 (gene kcnk3a). The transcript is spliced from 2 exons. Gene Ontology annotation, cellular component: membrane. The record is from RefSeq and is a predicted model, not a curated record. NCBI's taxonomy places the organism in Eukaryota, Metazoa, Chordata, Actinopteri, Cyprinodontiformes, Cyprinodontidae. Gene Ontology annotation, biological process: potassium ion transmembrane transport; stabilization of membrane potential. Gene Ontology annotation, molecular function: open rectifier potassium channel activity; potassium ion leak channel activity. The coding region runs from base 79 to 1281 and encodes 400 amino acids.
UGCUCCAGCCGCGCUCCCCGUCCUGCAGCCCUACGCUGCCUCUCCUCCUGCGCCCCUGACCCUGCACAGAUCACAGCCAUGAAGAGGCAGAACGUGCGGACACUCGCCCUCAUCGGCUGCACUUUUUUCUACCUGAUCGUGGGCGCCGUUAUCUUUAAAGCUCUGGAGUCCGGUGAGGAGACAAUCCAGAAGGAAAUGCUGGACAUGAAGAAGAUUAACCUGCUCGACAGAUUGAACCUCUCCAAAGAGGGCUUUGACGAGCUGGAGGAGGUUGUUCUGGAACUGAAACCGCACAAAGCUGGCGUGCAAUGGAAAUUCGCAGGUUCCUUUUACUUCGCCAUCACGGUGAUAACGACCAUAGGAUAUGGCCAUGCAGCCCCCAGCACAGAUACGGGGAAGGUAUUUUGCAUGCUCUACGCCCUCCUAGGCAUCCCCCUCACUUUGGUCAUGUUCCAGAGUGUUGGUGAGCGGAUCAACACCUUUGUCAGAUACCUGCUCCACCGCCUAAAGAAGUGCCUUGGAAUGAGGCACACUGAAGUCUCCAUGGUCAACAUGGUGACCAUUGGUUUCAUAUCCUGCAUGAGUACACUAUGUGUGGGGGCGAUGGCCUUCACCCACUUUGAGGAGUGGAGCUUUUUGCAUGCGUUCUAUUACUGCUUCAUCACCCUAACCACCAUUGGGUUUGGGGACUAUGUGGCAUUACAGAAUAAGCAAGCCCUGCAAAAUAAGCCAGAGUAUGUGGCCUUCAGCUUUAUCUACAUCCUGACAGGCCUGGCGGUGAUCGGAGCCUUCCUCAACUUAGCCGUGCUGAGAUUCAUGACAAUGAAUGCCGAGGAUGAGAAAAGGGACGCUGAGCAGCGGGCUCUUCUUGCCCAUAAUGGUCAGGUGGGUGGUCACAUCAACUGCUUUGUAGAUCCGGCCUCUCCGUCUUCAACGCCACCUAUGUGUGGUGGUGGAAGUGCCGUCGGAGGGAGCAGCGGAGGGACUGCCAGCCGUGGUUUACGCAACGUUUAUGCCGAAGUACUCCACUUCCAAUCAAUGUGCUCCUGUCUUUGGUAUAAGAGCAGAGAGAAGCUCCAGUACUCCAUUCCAAUGAUCAUCCCACGUGACCUGUCCACAUCAGACACCUACAUGGAGCAGGGAGAGGCUUUUUCCAACCCUCUUCACUCUAAUGGCUGCAUGUGCGGCUUGCAGCAUCACUCAGGCAUCAGCUCUGUAUCUACAGGUUUACACAGCAUUAAUACCUACAGAAGACUGAAUAAACGCAGAAGCUCUAUCUGAACAUUAGGACAACUAUGUUUUACAAUCUAUUUCUUUGUGGCACUAUGUGAGGUAGUACAACAACAAUUGUAAGGACAUGAAGGGAACACAACCCUAGUGUUGAAGAGAUUGAAUUUUAAUAAGCUGGGCUUUGUUUUAGAAUUGAAAAAUCUGGUGAUUUGGACUCCAGAUAUGGUACUUCCAUUUGCAGAGCACAUACAGUUUAGUAUCAAGAUUCACUUUGGAGCCUCAGAAAAAUGCAAGUUGUCAUUUCAAUAGUAUUUACUAGACACCCUCUAAAACUGUUGGGCCACUGCAAUAUCUUCACUCUGAAAUGAGCAAUGUCUAAUUGUCAAAAAUGUUGAUAUGUAAGGCCUAAUCUAAACAAGAAGGAAAGCACUGUGAGACAUUUCUUCAAAGGAGAAUCUGAAGUUUGUCUAAGCCUAUUUUCUUUUUUCUUUAGUUUUUUUGGGUAAGAACCUCAUUUGAUGAGUAAAAAUAAGAUGUAUGUAUACUAUUAUGACACUUACACAAAAAAGUUUUUUUCUUUUUUUUCUGUGUGUACAUUUCCAAAGGUUAAGUUAAAGCCAAAUCUCAGUUCUCCUUCAUGAGAAAAGGUUACAUGGAAUCAUUUAGCUCACAAGUUUAGCAUUACUGUCCUGUAAGGCUGAUUUAUACUCAGAAACAAGGUCCUCUGCAUGUGUUUCGCAGUAAACGGGAAUGUGCCCCCGCCCCUUCUGCAGACAUUCUGAUGCACCUCUCCAAAAUUGUAGGUAACCGCAGACAGGAGGCCUCUGAUUGGUUAAAUCUACAUCUGCUCUACACUAUGUGUAUUUCCUGUUUUGUACCUUACCUGUAUUGUUUGUAUGACCAACAUUGUAAAAAAUGAGUCUUGAAAUUAGACCAGCUAGAAGAGCGAGGUGCGCGAGAAC